Lingula anatina is the source of this 2638-nucleotide messenger RNA. RefSeq names its product HHIP-like protein 1. Lineage: Eukaryota; Metazoa; Brachiopoda; Lingulata; Lingulida; Lingulidae. The record is from RefSeq and is a predicted model, not a curated record.
UAAAUCACGGAAGUAAACAUAAAUGGGGAGAGUCGCACAUGUAGUCGGCACUAUUUGCCACAAUGGCGAAGACGACAGGAUGUCCUCCCGGUCGUGGCGGUAAUUCAACCAUAUUACUUUUACUUAUUUUAUCCUGGAUAUCAAUGUGUUCGUGUCACCCGCAGUGUCUCGACUCAAGGCCUCCAUUUGAACCCGGCAGCAGGCUAGGGUUUUGUCCAGAGUACACCGAUUUUGGAUGUUGUACACCGGCUCAGGACAAAGAAUUGGGGGAUUUUUAUAAACAGGUUGUUCAAAAAUUAAACAACAAUGGUUUGGGCGCGUGUGUUGACUUUGCAAAGCAGAUUCUCUGUCAAAAGUGCUCACCCUAUGCAGCUCAUUUGUAUGAUGCAGAAACUAAACUAAUACCUCGUUCUAUGCCCGGCAUGUGCACCAGUUAUUGCCAGCAGUUUUACUCGAAAUGCCGAGACUCGGUCAAGUAUUUAACGAGCGACAAGGAAGUUUUAGCCACGCUAGACAGUGCCAAUAACUUUUGCAAUAAAAUGAGUCUUUUUGAUGUAGACUACUGCUAUCCGGACCUUCUCACAAACUCUGUACUUAAUUCAGAUAUUGUGAGUGCUUUCAGAAAUGAAGAAGACUGCUUGUGUCUGGAAGAGAUCGCUGGAGGACUAGGCAACCCCCUAUUGGCACGAUCACCCAUGGACGGAACAAAAAGACUCUUUGUAGCAGAACAAAAGGGGCUUGUCCAUAUAUACUUCACCAACAAAUCAAGAUUGGCUGAACCUUUUCUGGAUAUAAAGGACAAAGUUUUGACUUCUUCACGGCUUGGGGAUGAAAGGGGAUUCCUUGGUUUGGCCUUCCAUCCAAGUUUCAGUGUCAAUCGAAAAUUUUACAUAUAUUACUCUGUUCUGAAAAGUCGCAACCAGUAUGUUCGAAUAAGUGAAAUGCAAGCCUCUCUUUCUGACAUGAACAAGGCGGAUAGAGAAACUGAAAGAAUACUUUUGGAAAUACAGGAACCUUAUAGUAAUCAUAAUGGGGGCGAGAUGUUGUUUGGAGAUGAUGGUUAUCUGUACCUCUUUGUUGGUGAUGGAGGGUCACAAGGAGAUCCACAGAACAAUGGACAACGCAAAGACACCCUUUUGGGCAAGGUGCUUCGAAUUGAUGUGGAUUCCACCACUGGGGGCCUUCCAUAUGGUAUUCCAGUAGACAACCCCUUUGUGAGUGAGGCGGGAGCUCGACCAGAAAUAUAUGCCUAUGGCAUACGUAAUAUCUGGAGAUGUGGCAAAGACAGAGGGGAUGACAAAGGUUAUGGCAAAGGCCGAAUCAUCUGUGGUGAUGUUGGGCAAUCUGCAUACGAAGAGAUUGACCUUAUUGAAAAAGGAGGCAAUUACGGCUGGAAUGGAAGAGAGGGCUUUGAAUGUUAUAAACAAGACAAAUGUGGAAAAAUGGGACCAGAAGUUCUUCCCAUCCAUGCAUACAGCCACAGUGUUGGCAAAUCUGUCACUGGUGGCCAUGUUUACCGAGGAUGCAUGAAUCCCAACCUACAGGGGGCGUACGUGUAUGGGGAUUUUAUGAACGGGAAAAUAUUCAAAUUAGAAGAAGACCGUGGAACAAAUCAAUGGAGGAACAAGCAAAUUUUUAUGUGUGGCCCUGACAAAUGUCUGAAUGGCCUUGUCAGCACUUACCCCAAGUAUAUCAUCUCCUUUGGUGAAGAUGAAAUUGGUGAGAUGUACAUGUUGUCCACCAACUUUGCCAGCACAACUGUACAAAAUGGGAAGCUGUUCAGGAUAGUAGACCCUGGCAGGCGAGGAAAUCCAGAAAAAUGUGAGUCUUCCAGAGAGUAUACAGCAGGAUCUGUAAAACUGACACCAGAUGUCACCUUUGCUUCUAAUGUUCCAAGACAAGAAGGGAACAUAACAGUUCCUCCUCAGGAAGAAACAACUGAACCAACAACAAUAACUUCCACUUUGCUGUCAAAAGAGGGAACAACUCCAAAAGUUACUAGCACAACAGUUAAAAAGAAAAAGCCAGCUGUUAAUUCGGCAUCUAGUCCUGGGGUCAAAAUAUCCUUAUUGGUGCUGAUGGUCCAAAUAUCCAGAAUGAUCUUUAUCUGUAUAUGAAAGCAAGCUGCUUAAGUUGUAUAUUUUUAAUAGCUGUUAUAGUAAUUUGAUCGGAAUUUCGGUGGGACUAUAUACAAGCUGAAGAAUAAAUUUGUGCAUUUUUAUAUAUCCAGAGAGCUACAAAAAUGGUAAUCUCAAUUUUUUUGUGUAAUAUUUGUGCAUUAGCUGUACAAAGCAACCUUGGUGCUAUAUGUAAAGUACAUAUUGAAUGCAUAUCAUUAAAGAAGUAACAAUUUAAAAUAUAUACAUAAAUUUUUAUGCAAUUUUGAAAUGCAACAAAAUGGUAUUUAUUUUAAUGAAGAGUAGUUUGUAACUAUUGUUUUUUUAACAAAUAAGAUGUAUCAAUCUGAAAAAAAUAUUAUUUGUAGAAUCUUACAAUCUUAUCUUUUAUUAAAUGUUUGGCAACUGAUAUUUAAAGUUUCUUCUAUUAUUAAUAUUAUAUGGAUGUUCUAAAUUUGUGAUGCAAAUAUAUAUGUAUUAAUGGUAACUGGGACUAAAUAAAUGAGAGUCAAAUAGGAUAA